Messenger RNA from Verticillium nonalfalfae, 513 nucleotides. RefSeq lists its product as uncharacterized. The record is from RefSeq and is a predicted model, not a curated record. NCBI's taxonomy places the organism in Eukaryota, Fungi, Ascomycota, Sordariomycetes, Glomerellales, Plectosphaerellaceae. Gene Ontology annotation, biological process: vacuolar transport. Bases 1 to 513 code for a protein of 170 amino acids. Gene Ontology annotation, cellular component: endosome. The transcript has 4 exons.
AUGUCUUUCGCCAAUAUUUAUACACAUCGCAAGGUUGCUGACACAGCCGCGAAAGGGUGCGAUGAUUUCUUCUUCGUGUGUCCGAGCCAUCUAAAGGAUAAAAACUUUUGCGCCCCUAUUAUCGACACGGCAGCCGUUGAGGCCAAGAAGAAGAAAGAGAUGGACGACGAGCUCGAGCGCGUGAAAAAAGAAUACGAAGAGAGACAGCGCAAGAAAAAGGAGAGAGAAGAUAAAGAGAAGUCGGAGGACAGCGAUAAGGACAAGGACAAGAGCAAGGACAAGAGCAAACAGUCCGAGGAUAAGAAAUCAACCGACAAGAUGGAUGAUAGCAAGUCCGACGUCACAGUUGAAGUGCCAGAAGAGGAGCCUAGGGUUUUCUCCCUACAGAAGAACUUCUUUGCCCUGCGCAUCGAAAAGAAACGGCAGAUCGAACUCGCAAAACGGAACAGAGAGCGCAUCGCUCAACCAAACUUCUUCCCUUCCGUACCCAAGGGAGCUCCUAAUGGCGGUUGA